AUGAGUCGGCCAAGUCCUAACCCUAAUCCAGACCAAACGGGAUACAGUUGCGCGGCAUGUGAUCGUCCGGAUUCUGCCGAAAAGGAGAUGGUGCUUUGCGACCGCUGUCAGCUGUGGUAUCAUUUCGGUUGUGCUGGCGUGUCUGACGACAUUCACGAUGUUUCAUGGCGCUGCACGGAAUGCAGAAAUGAUGAAGAGAAUGAUGCUGCACUGCAAGAGGAGAUAAAAAAGUUUGAAGAAGAUAAAAAGAUACAGAAGCAGAAGAUGGAAAGGGAGAAAAUUUUGCAUCGAAAGCGACUGGAGAUGCAGCAAGAAAUGUUCGAGAUGCGUCAGCAGUUGGAAAAGGAAAAGCGAGAAUUGGAAAAGGCGCAAAUGCAGAAGAAACUUUCCGAAGAAGAAGCUCACCAGAAGAAGCUUAAGGAAAUGCGGAUAGAAAUGGAGGAAAAGUUGAGACGUUUAAAAUUGAAGCGGAACAAGGAUGCUGACGAAGAUCCAAAAAAGAAGAAGGAAAAGAAGAAGUGUAAAAGUGUGGAGGAGGAGAAAGAAAUUUCGGAGUCUGAUGGAUCUGAAAAAGAAGACGAGUCUCUGGAUGAUAGUGUAGAAGAAGAGGAAAGCGAAGAUGGAGAUAGCUCCGAAACGGGUGAAGAGGAGGUGAAUGAAAAUAACCAACGGCGUAGGCGGCAUCGUCAUAAAAGUCCCACGAAAGCGCAGUUAUCAUCUCGCCAGUUUCUGUCUAGGAAGUUGCCAACUUUUUCUGGCCAACUGGAGGAAUGGCCGCUGUUUAUAAGCAGCUACGAGACGUCGACGAAGGCGUGUGGUUUUUCGAACAUCGAGAACCUAGCGCGUUUGCAAGAGUGCCUGAAAGGGGAGGCAUUAGAGGUGGUGAGAAGUAGGCUCCUUCUGCCUAAGGCAGUCCCGAAGAUUAUCGAGACCCUGCGGAUGCUGUUCGGUCGCCCAGAGGCGCUACUUAAUAUGUUGCUGAUGAAAAUCCGCAAUGCGCCUCCACCGAAGGCAGAUCGAUUGGCGAGUUUCAUCAGCUUCGGGGUAGUGGUUCAGCAGCUCACUAAUCAUCUUGAAGCUACAGGACUGACAACUCACUUGAUGAACCCGAUGCUGAUUCAGGAGCUGACCGAAAAGCUGCCAGCGGGAACUAAAAUGGAAUGGGUGAGAUAUCGCAGGAGAAACGCUGUCGUUACAUUGAGAACUUUGUCCGACUUCCUGUCUGACAUCGGGAAAGAUGCGAGCGAAGCGACGUCGUUCGGAGAAGCAGCCGUUAUUGUGGAUCAUCGCCAACAAAAGGGAAAAUCGAAACGGGGAUCUGAAGGUUUUUUACACGCCCAUUGUGAAACGGAGAAGAACCAGGGUCCAUCUGGAAGAGAAAGGACACCGUGUAGGAUCUGUGGCCGGUUCGAUCACAGGGUUAGGAACUGUGAUAAAUUCCGGAAACUCCGACUCGCUGAUCGUUGGGAGGUGGUACGAAGGUGGAACCUGUGUCAGUUAUGCCUGAACGAGCAUGGCAAUUUUCGAUGCAAGCUGAACUUGCGAUGCAACGUCGAUGGUUGUAACGAACGUCACAAUCCACUGCUACAUCAAGAGAGAUCGAUUUGCAACAUUCACGCCACUCUGCCGAAACCCUCCGUCAUCUUCCGUAUGAUUCCGGUUAAGCUGUACAGGGGUCAGCUUUCUGUGAACACAAUCGCCUUUCUAGAUGAAGGAUCGUCAUAUACGCUCGUAGAGAAGUCACUCAUCAGCAAAUUGGGAGUAGGAGCAGUAACCCAACCGCUUCGUGUAACGUGGACUGCUGGAGUUUCCAGAGUCAAGAAGGACUCGCGGAGAGUUGAACUAUUUAUAUCCGCAAGAGGAUCAACGCAACGUUUCCACAUCAAAAGUGCGCAUACCGUGGAGAGCCUAAAGCUGCCGCCACAUACUCUACCUAUGUCGGAGAUAGUUAAGCAGCACGAGCAUCUACGUGGUCUACCAAUCGCGGACUUCCAGCAGGCAACUCCGCAGAUUCUCAUCGGGCUGAAGGACAUCCACUUGUACGCACCGAUCGAAUCUAGAAUAGGACGUCCAGGGGAGCCGAUAGCUGUCAGAUCGAAACUCGGAUGGACCGUCUACGGACCAACGGGUACCGCUGAAAUGGACGCUGGAAUCGUCGGGAAAACUUAUACUCUGGAGGAAUCCGGAAUUUCUGCUGCGUUGUUGCCUGAGUCAGUGGAGGACAGAAGAGCGAAGGAGAUCUUGGAGAAGACGACUGUGAGGGUUGGUGAUCGCUUCGAGACGGGUCUUUUGUGGAAGGAGGACGAUCCCAGCUUUCCUGACAGUUAUCCUAUGGCGGUGAAGCGCAUGCAGAGCAUGGAAAGGCGCUUGCAGAAGGAUGCCAAGUUGUAUGAAAAAGUUCGUUGUAUGAUUGGCGAAUACCUUGCGAAAGGGUACGCCCACAUAGCGACGCGGUCGGAGUUGAAAGCGUUCGAUUACAGCAAGGUGUGGUACAUUCCUCUAAACAUAGUCUUCAAUCCAAGGAAACAAAAACAUCGUCUGGUGUGGGAUGCUAGAGCGGAAGUCAAAGGUAUCUCGUUGAAAUCCAAGCUGCUGAAGGGUCCGGACAUGCUGACCGCACUUCCUGCCGUACUCUGCAGAUUCCGUGAACGGGCGAUCGGAUUCGGGGCAAACAUAAAGGAGAUGUAUCACCAGAUGAGAAUUCGUGAAGUUGAUAAACGAGUGAUGAGAUUUGUGUUCCGAAACGACCCUUCGAUGGCGCCGGUGGUGUAUGUAAUGGACGUAGCAACAUUUGGGGCCACCUGUUCGCCAUCUUUAGCACAAUAUGUGAAGAACCUGAACGCGAAAGAAUACGCAGGGCAGUUUCCGGAAGCGGCGAAGGCGAUCGUCGAGAACCAUUACGUCGACGAAUAUUUCGACAGUGCUGACACGAUAGAGGAGGCUGUGAAGCGUGCGCGAGAUGUUCGAGGCCUUUCUCAAGGCCAUGGGGGAGAGUUAGAGUUAGGUUCUGAGCGAGUAUUAGGAAUUGUUUGGAGUCCGACUUGCGAUGAAUUCAUGUUUUCCACUCGGUUGAGAGAUGAUCUUCUUCCGUAUCUAUCCGGUGAUCUGCUUCCAUCAAAGAGAGUGGUUAUGAGUUGUGUGAUGAGCUUCUUCGAUCCGUUAGGACUACUUUCCAUCUUCACCUUUUACGGUAAAUUGCUGAUCCAGGACUUGUGGCGAAGCGGAUGCGAUUGGGAACAACAAAUCGAUAGAGAGUGUGCCGAUAGGUGGAAUCAGUGGAUUUGCAGGCUCCCCGACGUCGAAGAAGUUCGUGUUCCUCGUUUUUAUUUUCAUGGCGGUCACAUCGGUCGGACAGAAUAUAGCAGUAUACAACUCCACGUCUUCGUUGAUGCGAGUGAAAUUGCUUAUGGUGCUGCGGAAUACCUCCGAAUCGAAACGGUCAACGGUCCUCUGUGUUCGCUCGUGAUGUCAAGAUCCAAAGUGGCACCGCUAAAACAUCUGUCGAUUCCUCGCUUGGAAUUACAAGCAGCAGUGCUAGGAGCCAGGCUCGCCAAUUCCGUCGAAGAAAUUCUUUCCUUGGAGAUUAAUCAGCGACACAUUUGGAGUGAUUCGAAGACGGUUCUGUCGUGGAUCCAUUCGGACCAUCGUCGGUAUAAACAGUUUGUUGCGUUCAGGAUCGGCGAAAUCCUCAACCUGACGAAGCUAGGCGAAUGGCACUGGGUCCCGACUAAAUGCAAUGUAGCUGACGCUAUGACGAAGUGGGAGAAACGAAGGAAGCGAGAUGGUUUGAGCAUUGAGGUGAUACCAGCAACAAGCAGGGUGAAAAAGUUGGUGAAAAGAGAUCUGAUCACAAAGAUUACUCCGUUGAAGCGGGAAGAAUAUCAGGUAGCAGAGGCUUAUCUUUGGAGAGCAGCUCAAGCGGAAGAAUUCGCGGACGAAGUCAAGGUUUUGAAAAAGAACCGAAGUCUCCCCUACAAAGAUUGGCGACCCGUAGAGAAGUGCAGCCACAUCUACGAUCUAAGCCCGUUUCUGGAUAAGCAAGACGUGCUUCGAAUGGAAGGCAGAGCAGCGCGGGGUUCAUCACUACCCUUCGAACUUAGAUUCCCGAUUAUCCUUCCGAAGAAGCAUCCGGUGACAGAUAAACUACUGGAAUAUUAUCACCAACAGGUUGUCCACGGCAACACGGAAACCGCAGUCAAUGAAAUCCGGCAACGGUUCCGCAUUCAGAAUCUGCGUGCGGAAAUGAAACGUAUCUGCAGAACCUGUGUGUGGUCGGAAAACGAUAUGUCUGCUUGUUCACCUGCAUGUCUACAAGAGCCGUUCACCUCGAAGUCGCUCAUAGCAUGA
Toxorhynchites rutilus septentrionalis is the source of this 4347-nucleotide messenger RNA. RefSeq lists its product as uncharacterized. The transcript is spliced from 5 exons. The record is from RefSeq and is a predicted model, not a curated record. The coding region runs from base 1 to 4347 and encodes 1448 amino acids. NCBI's taxonomy places the organism in Eukaryota, Metazoa, Arthropoda, Insecta, Diptera, Culicidae.